Messenger RNA from Brienomyrus brachyistius, 959 nucleotides. Its product is annotated as peroxiredoxin-1. Gene Ontology annotation, cellular component: cytosol. Gene Ontology annotation, biological process: leukocyte activation; cellular response to stress; hydrogen peroxide catabolic process. Lineage: Eukaryota; Metazoa; Chordata; Actinopteri; Osteoglossiformes; Mormyridae. Bases 145 to 744 code for a protein of 199 amino acids. Gene Ontology annotation, molecular function: thioredoxin peroxidase activity. The record is from RefSeq and is a predicted model, not a curated record. The transcript is spliced from 6 exons.
GCGCGGUUAAAUCUGGGCCAGUCCUGGGGGUAAAGUGGGCGGAUAUAGAUUUUAUCAGUCCGAAUAUGAACUUUCUACCCCGGUUUACUGUCGCAGUUCCAUCUGCAGUUUAUUUUCCCGCAAGGUCUCAUAAGAAACACAAACAUGUCUGCUGGCAAAGCUGAGAUUGGCAAGCCUGCCCCAGACUUCACGGCUAAAGCUGUGAUUCCUGGGGGCCAAUUUAAAGAUAUCAAGCUGUCUGACUACAGAGGGAAAUAUGUGGUCUUCUUCUUCUACCCGCUUGACUUCACGUUUGUUUGCCCCACUGAGAUCAUCGCCUUCAGUGAUGCGGCAGAUCAGUUUAAGAAGAUCAACUGUGAGGUCAUUGGGGCGUCCGUGGACUCCCACUUCUGCCAUCUUGCCUGGACAAACACACCACGCAAAGAGGGGGGUCUUGGCCAAAUGAAAAUCCCGCUGGUGGCCGACACCCAGCGCUCCAUCUCUCAGGCCUAUGGUGUGCUGAAGGAGGAUGAAGGCAUCGCCUACCGUGGCCUGUUUAUCAUUGACAACAAGGGCAUUCUGAGACAGAUCACAAUCAAUGACCUCCCUGUGGGCCGGUCUGUGGACGAGACGCUUCGCCUGGUGCAGGCCUUCCAGUUCACGGAUAAACAUGGAGAAGUAUGUCCUGCUGGCUGGAAGCCCGGAAGUGACACUAUCAAGCCCGACGUCCAGAAAAGCAAGGAAUAUUUCUCCAAGCAAAAAUAAAUCUCUGCAUCCCCCUACAUUUCAGAAUGUAGUUCUGCUGUUGGAAGUCCCCUGAUUUACCAGCGUAAAAAGUUGAGUUGCCAAAGUGGUUCCUGGAUAUUGAAGAUUGUUGCACUGACUAAUUUCAUUCUAGGAACUUCUGUGUCAUGCUGUUUCAUUACAAUGUCUCUCACUGAUGCUACAUUUACCAUUAAAAUGGUUUUCCUCUGUAAGAA